Suillus fuscotomentosus is the source of this 402-nucleotide messenger RNA. RefSeq lists its product as uncharacterized. Bases 1 to 402 code for a protein of 133 amino acids. The transcript has a single exon. Lineage: Eukaryota; Fungi; Basidiomycota; Agaricomycetes; Boletales; Suillaceae. The record is from RefSeq and is a predicted model, not a curated record.
AUGCCACCCUCUAACCGCCAGCAACGCAGACAUCAUAAUGAUGUCAUUGCAGAUCAACCUCUCCCCCAGCCUUGUACACCAUCACCACAGCAGUCAGAGCAUGAUGACCUGCCCCUUUUUAUUUUCUUUGAAACUGAACCUAACGAAGCAGGCCUCUACCGAAUUUACCCUACCCGCCCCAGUGUACACCCCACUGAAAAUACCCUCAAAAAUGUUACUGUUGCUCUGACACUUGCUGGAGGUGACCAGAUUCCCAGCUCAAGUCGGAUCACUGAGGGCUUAUCAUCUAAGGAGAUUGGUCAAGACGAUCUCUACACAGCUUUCUCAAACCCCACUUCUGGCCUACUCAUGGCCUAUCAUUACUCUGGGACCGGCCAACAGUCCGUCGCAGAGCUACAAUGA